Messenger RNA from Ornithodoros turicata, 2673 nucleotides. RefSeq lists its product as uncharacterized. Gene Ontology annotation, cellular component: cytoplasm. Gene Ontology annotation, molecular function: glycosyltransferase activity. The record is from RefSeq and is a predicted model, not a curated record. The coding region runs from base 196 to 1533 and encodes 445 amino acids. The transcript has a single exon. NCBI's taxonomy places the organism in Eukaryota, Metazoa, Arthropoda, Arachnida, Ixodida, Argasidae.
CGGGGCUGAACGGGAUAGGGGUGAGGACUAGUGCCGUUCGUUUUGUGGUGGUUGGUUUUUCGUCGUGGGAUGUGAACCGUUCCGUGAUAUGUCGUUUCGGCGCAGAAAAGUAAUCACUAGGACGCAUUACCCAGUCGUGAACGUAAACGAGACCGUGGAACGAAUUAGCUGUCGUUUGGAAAAGUGACAAGGAAGAUGAAGAAGUACACACAGCUCGCUCUCAUUGUGAUAUCGAUACUCUCAGUGCUCGCUUUACUGGUGUGCGAGAGGAGAUACGCUAACAUGAAGGUAAUCUUCGAAGUUAUGGACGUCUUCGAAGCCAAAGAAACAGCCGUCAAGUGUGACAAGCGCAUCGAAACAUUGCGUAAAGCAGACUACAGUGCAUCUGCGCGAAUCACACCCACCGUUUUACCCGUCUGGAUGGAAGUACUGGAAGGCGUGUACGCCUACUCAGCGUUUUGGGACUUUGCACCAGAAUACAACAAAAAAAUAUCACGCGUCCUCGUUGCCUUUCCAAAACAGGGCAAGAAUAUAUUAAAGUGCUUCGUCUGGUUCGACAGUACCCACUUCGUCGAGGCUGACGAUUUGCGCAUCACGGUUUUAGCCGAAACGUCUAAUGCUGUUUCAGCUGUUGCUGACUGCAUCGUCAGGAACAUUUCUAUUCGUCCCGUGGGAGUUUCGUUUUCGUCGUCUGUUUCGAACAAAGACGCUGUCAAGGUUGUCGGACUUCUCCCGACAACCACCAACGCAACUUCUAACGUUUCAGUCUGUUUACCGCCGCUAUCCCACGCGACAACUCCGUUGCAGAUUGCGGAGUUCGUCAUAUAUCACCGCCAUAUUGGUGCUCAAGACUUCAUCGUCUACGAUUCUGGUCUGCUAACCAACGCGAAAAAACUCAUCUUGGCUAUCCCGGCCAUGACUGACGGAACCGUGUCCCUUCUGCCCUGGAACGUUCCGUUGAAUCUCCAGAGUGUCACAGAUAUAGUUCGUGUGGCCGACUGCCUACUUCGGACAAAGGGCAGAUCUAAUGCGACUAUCUUUUUAGAACUAAAUGAGUUCCUCGCACUUUACAAAGUCAAAGGACUGGGAGAGUUACAGCGCGGCCUCGAAGCAAUAACGCCGAGCCCAAAAGAGAACAAUCCGCUGGUGCUUUUCCACAGGCAUUACUACUGCGACGAGUUUUCUGACGACAUCGUUGCAAGCUCCCUGGAAAUCCCGUUCGUUACGCAGAGGAAAGUUCGCUACCACAAAGUUUCGGAGAAGCAUUCCGUGGCGCUCGUCCUGCCACACUUCUCGGUCAAGUUAGCUCGGGAUAUCGGGGCGCUUGACGUCCCCAUCGACCAUAACGUCCUCGUGCCGGAGCGAUCGGCUGUGAUCAACGUGUAUCGAGAGUGCGGGAAGUUAUUCCCGAUACACAACACGCGAGACCAUUACAUUCCCGACAUGCACAUGACUAAGUUACGCGGCGUGUUUUUCGCGUCGAAACUUUACCAUUACCUCGAAAAGCAGCCGUUUGCGCAGUUUCUGUUGUAGUAUCGUUGGUUUGCGUUGUGGUGCACAUUUUUUUUUGAAUUCGUAGGGGAGGAAAAGCAUGCAGUUCUGCUUCCGUUUACGAAGGAGCUGAAAAAUCUUUUUUUUUUCUUUUUUGUUUACACGAUGUAGCAUCGGGCCGCUGUUCAUGUAGCCAGGAAAAACUUGUGCCAUUUUUAAGUUGAGAGCCAGUUCUAUUACUGUUCUGCUCUGUUCCAGUACAGGUUCUGGUUAGGUGCUGCUCUGCAUUGUUCCAGAAUUAGUUCUAGCAUAGUUCUGUACAGUUCCAGUACCAGCUUUAGCAUUGUCUCAGUGAUCAAGCACCAUAACUGUGCCAGUUCCAGUACUGACUUGAAGUACUCUCCAUUGGUACCUCUACCUUCUCUGACAAUCUCUUCAGUUUCAAUUUUACUUCAUAUUGAAACUAAAAUUUGAAAUUGAAGGGAUUUUGCAUUCAGCAUUUUCAGAGUAGUGCCAAAGCGUUAGCCACACACGUUGAUGUCGGUAUGAAUGAUGAUUAACAUGUUGCAUGCCUUGUUGAUAUGCACACCACCCAUUUCCGCAUCACAUAUCCCAUCUAAGUAAUACUACAUUCAAAUAUGUCUGCUUUUUAUGUGAACAGUGAUCAUAAGUCUAGAGUGUGUCAUAAUCCAAACUGUUCAACUCAUUGCCAAAGAUUAAGGUAAUGCUGUGCAGCUGUGUUCAUUAACAAUACCUGCUGCUGUACUACAUGUCUUAUGUAUUGGCAGUUUACUUCCUGUUUUGUUGUUUACUCAGAGUUAAUUUACUCUUGUCUGUUAUUCGUAGCUUAUACGGUUGUGUUUAAAAAAAAAAGCAGGUUGUGGUCAGAUUUUUAAUAUUCGUUCCUAUAUUUGUAUCGCUGUUUAACUGAGUUUUUGGGUUUUACGUCAGUGUUAAGAAUGAUGAUUAUUGACAUAUCUUUUGACUAUGUAUGUACAAAGCUGCCUGAAUUUAUCCCAGUCAGCAGUUUCAGUGACUGAGGGAUUCAACGUGACGAUCAAUUUCUAGCCUCUCCGAGGCACCUUUUUAUGCAAAACGUAUUUCUAGAACGUCUUUCCUCUUUUUACAGAAAUACGUGUAAUCGAGAGGACCAAAGUUUGUUAAAUAAAAAUUAGAAUUUUA